AUGUCUGUCAACCAUGGCAGCAUGGCAACGCAUGGCCCUCAGGUCCUCCCCUCUUUCGCCCAGGCGUUUAGCACCCAUUCCCUCAGCAAUAUCCCUGGAAACAAUUCUUUGCCACCCAUCCAGUCGCGUCGCCCACCAAUGGACCAUCGCGGCGUUCAUCGUUCGCCUUCUCCACGAUCUCGUUCCAGACCAGGCAGUGAAGAGAAUUCAGAUUCCAGGACAGCAGGGAGGAAACGAACUCAUAAUGAUAUCACGUCUGCAACGCGCGAUGAGGAACCUUCUGGUUCAGACCGUGGCUCUCCGAAUCUAGUUCGGGUUAAGCAAGAGCAAGAUCAAGAUAUGCUCGAUCCAAGCCCCCCGCCGCCAGAUAAACCUGGCGGGCAGAGGCUGGCCCACGACUUUGGAGGCGCCCCCCCCCCAUCGAGCUUGCUUCCCUCUCCGAUGAAAAAGCGUCGCAUGACGGUCAGCGGUGCGCCGCACGCCUUGAACACUGACGUAAGAGCACCGGCAGACCAGACCAACUCGACACCUAUUUCUCCGGUGGUCAUGGGGUUUACUAUACAAAGGGAUAAUCCGUCCGCUGUGGAACAGGUUAGAUCUAUGAUUACUGUGAAGCAAAAGCAAAAGGCUCUCAUCGAGCAGCGAAGGGGGAGCGUAGCGGGUGUCAUGUCACCCAACAUGACCGCUAACAAUCCCUCCCCAGCCCCUGUUGAAGAACGCAUUUCUUCAACCUCAAAACCCCCUUCUGUGCCCGUCCGCACCACUCGCCGUAGUCCAAACAUGGCGGCGGCUUCGCGGAGGCCGCCCAACUCUUCUGCUCAAAGUCAUGGGAACCCUCGUGCGCCCAGCCCUAACUCGACGAGCCAGCAACAGUUACAGGUUCCCAGCCAGGCCUCUCAUCACUCCCUUCCUCCGCCUCCCAUCAGUUUUGCCAAGCGUCGUGCUGCGCAAAUGGGAGGGAAGAAGAAGCCAGCGGACAUCGUCAUCAGUCCUCGGGAGUUACAUACUCCAGAACAGUUUCAGCCUUCUAUUCAAAGCGCUCCUCCCAUCCCUCAUGCUGGGCAAGGGCAGUUCGGAAGAUUUACUAUGGCGCUUCCUCGAUUGCCUUCCAUUAUGGGCGUGAACGAAAACGUGCGCAAAAUACCUGGGAAUGUUCCACCAACACCCACGCGACUGGCAUUACAACGCAACGCUGGAGCUCCUACACCUCCUUCCAUUACCGUGUCUGGGGCUCCAAUACGGUCACCGCCAGCAUCAGUCCCGAUUGCAUCAACCCUCGUUCCUCCCACCCCUGCUUCACUUCAUCAUCCAGGGUACUCGGGUGAUAAAUCGGCAUUCCUGGCGCCGUUUGAGAUGUUUUACGAUGCUCUGAACGACUCAAAACAACUUAAGACGUGGCUUGGCGAACAGUUACAGAAGUCAAAUGCUCUUAUGCAAACCUUGACUCAGCAGCAGGAAAGGCUCAACGACGUGGUGGAAGCCAUGAUGGAAAGACGGAUGGCAACUGUACACACUGAAAUCUCGGGCUUACGCCAGCGUGUUGGAGAGCUAGAGGAUGCCCUUCGCGAUGCAACUUCUGGUCGACGGCAUAGUAUUGAUUUCACCGGUGGUGCGUUAUCUGCGACCAAACAGUCAUUACUAAAUGGGGCUUCGUCUGCUGCGCCAUCCAUGUCUGAAGGAUAUACAUUCCCUCCUGCACCUUCCGAUUCUAUGCGGCAUCACUCAAGGCGGCCGUCAUCGCCAGCAUGGGGACAAGACCGAGACGGACGCAGCCAGUUUACAACAGAACUGGAACCUGAGUCAUCGGUGCCUUAUGAUGCCAGACGCACGUCGGUCUCUGCUAGCCGUCUGGAUCCUCCUCGAAUCCACAAUCAAGACGCUUCCCAUUUCAGGACGCCCAAUACAAUGCAGUCGCCGCCCCAGCUGUACCAUGAGAAUCCAAUACAUCUCCCUAACAAGCCUUCAAGGGGUGAACGACCACCACUUAGUAGGCAGGCGUCACAUACCUCACAGCACGGCGAACGGUGUGACAGUCCAAAAUUGAAACGGGCAGGUAGCAGAAGAAACUCUAUCGUCAUGUCGCCACCUGAAGGCGACGAUAGCUAA
This is a messenger RNA of Laccaria bicolor S238N-H82, 2106 nucleotides long. RefSeq lists its product as uncharacterized. The transcript is spliced from 2 exons. Lineage: Eukaryota; Fungi; Basidiomycota; Agaricomycetes; Agaricales; Hydnangiaceae. The coding region runs from base 1 to 2106 and encodes 701 amino acids. The record is from RefSeq and is a predicted model, not a curated record.